Messenger RNA from Medicago truncatula (barrel medic), 3067 nucleotides. RefSeq names its product WD repeat-containing protein 75. Gene Ontology annotation, molecular function: protein binding. Bases 161 to 2527 code for a protein of 788 amino acids. The transcript has 15 exons. The record is from RefSeq and is a predicted model, not a curated record. NCBI's taxonomy places the organism in Eukaryota, Viridiplantae, Streptophyta, Magnoliopsida, Fabales, Fabaceae.
AAGCAAGAGCCCAAACCCUUGUAUGCUUCAGUGGUACACGCUUACUACCUCCCUCCCUUGGCGCCUCCAUUUUUCUUCUUCUUCUCUUUUGCCCUGAAAUUCACACAGUUCGAGUUCCAAGCUACAAAACGCUGCGUUUCGUUUCACUGAGCACCGAACGAUGAAGGGAGGACAAAGCUAUGUCUCGUGUUCUCCAUCUUUCUCCAACUCCGGCGACCGUCUUCUAGUCGGCUCCGGCACCUCCGUCGCUAUCUUCUCCACCACCACCGCCUUACAAGUUUCCUCCCUUGACGGUCACACCGAUACUGUCACCUCCGUCAUCGUCGUCCCCGGUUCAAACAUUGUUACCUACUGUUGGACCUCUUCCCUCGACGGCACCAUUCGCCAUUGGGAUUUCUCCCUUCUCAAAUGCAUCAAAAUAAUUGAUCUAAAACUUCCCAUUUUCUCCAUGGUGAUACCUUCGUUAUUGUCACCGGAAGAAGAAAUCAGUGAAAAGAAGCAUUUUGCGUAUGUGUGUAUGCAAACUGGAAAUGAGAAAGAUAAUAGACCUAAACUUUGUUCUGCACAGAUUAGAAAGUGUAAUUUGACAGAUUUUCACAAGCUUUCCACAAUUACUUUGAAAGAGACUAAAAAGCCUCACCCUUUGAUCGUUAGUCCAUGUGGGAAAUUUCUGGGCAUAAAGGAAAAACGCACGCUUCAUAUAUGGAAAGUUCCUAAAGUGGACUCUAAUUCUGCUGUCUCAAAGAAGAUUUCCCUGCAUCAUACAAAAACCUUUUCCGUUCUUGCAUUCCAUCCAACUGAGAGGAUUGUGGCUGCGGGCGAUGUAACUGGAAGAAUUUUAAUUUUUAGAGGAUUUGGUGCUAAGAACUUUCAGGAAAAUGAUGUGCUGUUGAACAGAACAUCAAUGACUGAUGAGGAAUGUAAGCCUGGGGUAAGGCAAAAUGAUGAUGCCGAAUCAUGUUCCACAUGGCAUUGGCACUCUGAUGCAGUGAAUCUUUUAUCCUUUUCUUCAGAUGGAGUCUAUUUGUAUUCAGGUGGGAAGGAAGGAGUUCUCGUGCUUUGGCAGCUAGACACCGGAAAGAAGAAAUUUUUACCAAGAAUUGGAUCUCCGCUUCGGUAUUUUGUAGAUUCUCUAGAUCCUUCAUUUGCCUCGAUAUCUUGUGCAGAUAACCAAAUUCAUAUAUUAAAGAUCUCUUCUGUGGAGAUAAUGAGGUCUAUUUCAGGGAUCAAGCCUCCUUUGUCUUCUCAAGAAACAUGUGAAAGUAUUUCUAGCCAAGCUGCCUUUGACCGCUCUUCUGGUUUAGUGGCUGUCCAAACAGAUAAUUAUGGCAUCCAAUUCUACAGCUUGUUUGCUAAUCGUGGACUUUAUGAGGUGCAAGUAUGUGAAAGAAAUUAUCAACCAGUUGACGAGGUCACGGUAGUAGUGACCAUGGUGGAGUUGUCUACUGACGGCUCUAUGAUGGGUACCGUAGAAGUCAAGCUUCCUGAAGAAGGAAUAGGAGGUCUUAUUUGUUUGAAAUUCUGGGAUUUGGAUUCAGAUACCAAAAGAUUUUCAAUGUCCACCCUUGUUUAUGAACCUCACAGGGAUGCUCAUAUUUCCGCUAUUACGUUUCAUCCGACCUGUCGUAUGGCUGUCAGCACAUCUUAUGGUGGAGAUUUCAAGAUAUGGGUUUGCAGGGAAGAAACUCAGCAGAAAGACCAGACGCAUCGGAAUUUUAGUUGGAUGUGCCAUGCUGUUGGGUCAUAUAAAAAUAAAGCAAUGAGAGCUGCUGCUUUUUCAGCAGAUGGUUCUGUGCUUGCGGUUGCAGCUGACACUGUUAUUACAUUGUGGGACCAUGACAAGAAUGAGCUCAUUGCUGUUGUAGGAGAGACUCCAUCGCCAAUUGGGAGGCUCAUCUUUGUUGGAAAUUCAGAGUAUCUUCUUUCCGUAUCUUAUGGUUCUACACCACAGCUGUCUGUUUGGAGUAUGUCAAAGUUAGCUGCAUCUUGGUCAUAUAGGAUUCAAAUAGAAGCUGUUUCAUGUGCAUUAGAUUUAUCAUAUUUUGCUAUCAUUGCUCUCAUUCCCAAAUCAAAGGAACGUCUAUUUAAAGGUGAUGGAAUAAUCUUAGUAUUCAACGCAACAGAUCCUAUUCCAGUGGCUUCCUGGUCUGUAACGAAGGCCAAGGGAGGGAGCAUUGCUUUUAUUAAAGGAAAAACAUCACAAACACUGCUUGCAUAUUUAAAUGGAGAUCGUGAAUAUGUUCUCUUUGAUCCAUAUGACAAGGAAGCACAUGAACUUAAUAUGACUAUGGAGGAUGAUCUUGUUGGGCUUGAAGAAAAUGGACAAUUUGGAUAUACAUCAAUUUAUCCAGAGUUACCUGCGUUUGAAUUAAAAAGGAACAAGACAUCAUCAGUUUUCUCUGGUGUAUCAAAUAGGCCUUGGGAAACCAUAUUUAGUGGGUCAUCACAUAUGUUGCCACCCCUCACGAAAUUGUGUUCUGAAUUUAUGGAGUCUCUGAUGGAGAAAAGGACAUCGAUGGUAGAAUGACAUACUACAUGCAUGGAUCCGUUGUUGUAGGAUAUUUGUUUCUUUGGUGCCACUUACACUUAAUUCAACAGAGCAGAAGAGUCAUAAGGAUUGGGCUUGAAGUUGAGAUGUUCCCUAUGAGACAUGUGUAAACCCUACCAACUAGCUGCUGCAGGUUGGCAUGACACUUGAUGGGAACUGUUUGUAUGGUUAGCAUAUGUAGAAAGAGUUUGGAAAACUAAAGAUUUCAGCUUUAGAUGGUUAGUUAAGACUGCCUAGUGUACCAGAGAGGUCCCCCCCCACUCCAAAAGAAUUUCGCUAGUUAUUUUUAGUUAUAUAUAUUCUUAGUUAUCCCCUUGGAUGAAAUUUUUGAUAGUAACAAAUGUGGUUUGACUUCAGUGUGUUUUAAAAUGAUAAGCUUGCAGUGUAGCAAUUUUGUAGGCUUGUCGUACUGUGACUGAGUCUAGACAGUUAGUUGGGAAUGCUAUGGAAGAUACAGUUCGUGUAACAGUAUUGUCAAUUGUGAUUUAUAUGCCAAUUCAUUGUUUGUUGCAUUCUAUA